AUGUCAAUGGUCCAAACUUUCAUACCACUUUGUCACCUCGUAAAAUUCAAAAAACAUUAUUUCAAUUCUUUGGAAUUCUUAAACCAACAAGGUAUUACAAAGAUUGGACAAUUGGCCAUUAUGGAGGAUUUCAUUUAUAUUGAAGGUGUCUUUGAUGAUCCACUAUUGGAAGUACUUCAAGAUGAGUGCCGUAAAAUUGUCAUGGAUCAAUAUGGUGUAGAUGGUUUACUUUGUGAAGGUUUCCCAAUGGAAACUUUAGAUAGACAUGCAACCAUUAUGUCAUUAAAUGGAUAUACCAAAGAAGAUGAAGCUUUUCUACGUGAAAUUAAAAUCAUUACACUUCAACAUCUUAUCGAUGCAAAGAAUAAUCCAUUAAUUCAAAAUUCAUCUAGAAUGAGAUUUUAUGCUAGAGUAGCUGAAAAGUUGGUGAAUCAUGUCCAAGUUGCCAGUGCCCAAGCUGCGCUAUUACCAACGCCAGAUAUCAAGGUCUACGCCUAUGUAAAUACAGCAACACUCAAAUUAAUCGAUCUUAGAAAGAAUAUGAGAUCAAUUCAUGCAAUUUUUGAAGAUUAUAUAAAGACAGAAGUAUCAACAAGAUUUAAUCAUCCAUGGAGAAAAAUUUAUUUCAAAUUGUUAAAUGAAGCAUCGGCUCAUUUGGGAGUUCCAACACCAUCGGAUUUGGAAUUGUACAGUUUCUUUGUUUGGAAGAAUUCCAAACUAUUCCAAAACUGUGUCGAUGGUCAAAUGGGUAUUCAUUUCUUUUGGAAUGAGAUUCCAUUAAAUGUCAAUUUGAAGCAGUUUGAAGUUGAAUAUGAACACAAGAUCACUAUCAACCUCACCAAGGCAAUUCAAUCUGGCCUCAAGGUAUACUAUAGCCAAAACGCAAACACUGAAUGGAAGUUGGCCGGCCAAAAUGAAAUCAAGGCAGAGACCAAAAAGAAAUACUGGGGUUUCUACACUGCUGGCAAAGAUCCAUCUGAAACAAUUCCCCAUGGCAUGCUCGUUGCUCCACCACCAGGUUUAUUGUCAUCAUCAUACUUUUACACUGACAUUGAUAAAGAUAACUAA
Messenger RNA from Cavenderia fasciculata, 1068 nucleotides. RefSeq lists its product as uncharacterized. The transcript has 5 exons. The record is from RefSeq and is a predicted model, not a curated record. Bases 1 to 1068 code for a protein of 355 amino acids. Lineage: Eukaryota; Evosea; Eumycetozoa; Acytosteliales; Cavenderiaceae.